AGGAGAGGGGGAGAGAGAGAGAAGGGGAGAGGAGUGAGAGAGAUUGGAUGGGAGGAGAGUUCCCAUCAAAUCUGUAGACCCCGAUCUCCAAUGAGCUGAAUCGAUCUUUGUUUCCAUCUACAUUCCCUUUCCUUUGCUGGAGGAGUGAGAGAGACCUCACCUAGUUGUCGAGAGCUUUGGGUAAAGCCAUGGCGGCCAAUGCAGGAAUGGUCGCGGGAUCGCACAACAGGAACGAGUUCGUCAUGAUUCGCCACGAAGGAGAAAACGCGCCCAAGGCGCUGAAAAAUGUGAAUAGCCAAGUGUGUCAGAUAUGCGGUGACACUGUAGGCCUUUCAGCUACAGGCGACGUUUUUGUUGCUUGCAAUGAGUGCGCCUUUCCAGUUUGCCGGCCUUGUUAUGAGUACGAACGCAAGGAUGGGAAUCAGUGUUGCCCUCAAUGCAAGACUAGGUACAAGAGACAAAAAGGUAGUCCUCGAGUUGAAGGAGAUGAAGAGGAGGAAGAUGUGGAUGAUUUGGACAAUGAGUUCAGCUAUAAGCAAGGCAAUGGCAAGGGAGUGCAACAGUGGCAACUCCAAGGCCAGGGGGAGGAUGCUGAUUUAUCAUCAUCUUCUCGACAUGAGCCUCACCGAAUUCCCCGUUUGACCAGUGGGCAGCAGAUUUCUGGGGAAAUACCUGGUGCUAGUCCUGAUCGCCACUCUAUUCGAAGUCCAUCCUCGGGCUACAUUGAUCCCAGCAUGCCAGUUCCUGUAAGAAUUGUGGACCCUUCAAAGGACUUGAAUUCGUAUGGGCUCAAUAGUGUUGACUGGAAGGAAAGAGUUGAAGGUUGGAAACUUAAACAGGACAAAAAUAUGAUGCAAAUGACUCAUAAAUACACGGAAGGUAAAGGAGGAGAUAUUGAAGGAACUGGCUCAACUGGUGAAGAACAGCAAAUGGCUGAUGAUGCUCGUCAACCUUUGAGCCGCAUAAUUCCCAUUCCAUCCAACCAACUAAAUCUUUACCGCAUUGUGAUCAUUCUCCGUCUUAUCAUCUUGUGUUUCUUCUUCCAGUAUCGUGUAACUCAUCCAGUGUCUGAUGCUUAUGGAUUGUGGUUAACAUCCGUUAUAUGUGAGAUUUGGUUUGCUAUAUCUUGGCUUCUCGAUCAAUUCCCAAAGUGGUCUCCCAUCAACCGCGAAACCUACCUGGACCGCCUAGCAUUAAGGUAUGAUAGGGAUGGAGAACCAUCACAGCUAGCUCCAAUCGAUAUUUUUGUCAGUACAGUGGAUCCUCUCAAGGAACCUCCUCUUGUAACGGCCAACACUGUGCUCUCUAUUCUCGCUGUGGACUAUCCUGUAGACAAAGUGUCGUGCUAUGUCUCUGAUGAUGGGUCCGCAAUGUUGACUUUUGAAGCCCUCUCGGAGACUGCAGAGUUCGCAAGGAAGUGGGUGCCCUUUUGCAAGAAGCACAGCAUCGAACCGAGGGCUCCGGAAUUUUAUUUUGCUCAAAAGAUUGAUUACUUGAAAGAUAAAAUCCAACCUUCAUUUGUGAAAGAACGCCGUGCAAUGAAGAGGGAGUAUGAAGAAUUCAAGGUACGAAUUAAUGCUCUAGUUGCCAAAGCACAAAAAACCCCAGAGGAAGGUUGGACAAUGCAAGAUGGCACUCCUUGGCCUGGAAAUAACCCAAGAGAUCACCCUGGCAUGAUCCAGGUCUUCUUAGGGCACAGUGGUGGGCUUGAUACAGAUGGUAAUGAGCUGCCUCGCCUUGUAUAUGUUUCUCGUGAGAAGAGGCCAGGUUUCCAGCAUCACAAGAAAGCCGGUGCAAUGAAUGCUUUGAUUCGAGUGUCUGCUGUCCUAACAAAUGGUGCCUACCUUCUAAAUGUGGAUUGUGAUCACUACUUCAAUAACAGCAAAGCUCUUAGGGAGGCCAUGUGUUUUAUGAUGGACCCUGCACUGGGAAAGAAGACAUGUUAUGUUCAGUUUCCUCAAAGAUUUGAUGGCAUUGACCUGCACGAUCGAUAUGCCAAUCGCAACAUCGUCUUUUUUGAUAUAAACUUGAAAGGUUUAGACGGCAUUCAGGGUCCUGUGUACGUCGGGACAGGAUGCUGCUUUAACAGGCAAGCGCUAUAUGGUUAUGAUCCUGUGCUGAGUGAGGCUGAUUUGGAACCUAAUAUCAUCGUUAAGAGCUGUUGUGGUCAAAGGAAGAAGGGAAAGGGUGGAAACAAGAGUUACAUUGAUAAGAAGCGGGCUGUGAAGAGAACUGAAUCCACCAUUCCCAUCUUCAAUAUGGAAGACAUGGAGGAAGGUGUUGAAGCAUAUGAAGACGAGCGGUCUUUGCUCAUGUCUCAGAAGAGUUUGGAGAAACGAUUUGGUCAGUCUCCCAUCUUUAUUGCAUCCACCUUCGUGGAGCAAGGAGGUAUACCACCAUCAACAAAUCCAGCUUCUCUGCUAAAAGAAGCCAUCCAUGUUAUUAGCUGUGGUUACGAGGACAAGACCGAGUGGGGAAAAGAGAUUGGCUGGAUAUAUGGUUCGGUUACUGAGGAUAUCCUUACUGGUUUUAAGAUGCACGCACGGGGAUGGAUAUCGAUUUACUGCAUGCCCCCUCGCCCUGCAUUCAAGGGUUCCGCUCCGAUCAAUCUUUCAGAUCGUCUCAACCAAGUGCUUCGAUGGGCCUUGGGGUCGGUUGAAAUUUUACUUAGUAGACAUUGCCCCAUUUGGUAUGGUUACAGUGGGAGGUUGAAGCUUUUGGAAAGGCUUGCGUACAUUAAUACAAUAGUUUAUCCAAUCACCUCUCUCCCUCUGAUUGCCUAUUGUGUGCUACCAGCUAUCUGUCUUCUAACUGGAAAAUUCAUUAUUCCAGAGAUAAGCAACUACGCAGGAAUUUGGUUCAUUCUUCUCUUCAUUUCUAUCUUCGCUACUGGCAUUUUAGAGCUUAGAUGGAGUGGUGUAGGGAUUGAGGACUGGUGGAGGAACGAGCAAUUCUGGGUGAUCGGUGGAACAUCAGCACAUCUCUUCGCUGUAUUCCAGGGCCUUCUUAAGGUACUAGCCGGGAUUGACACUAACUUCACUGUGACGUCAAAAGCAUCAGAUGAUGAUGGUGAUUUCGCUGAACUAUAUAUUUUCAAAUGGACCAGUCUCAUCAUUCCUCCGACCACUGUCUUAGUAAUAAACUUAGUUGGUAUAGUUGCGGGGGUCUCGUAUGCGAUCAACAGUGGCUACCAAUCUUGGGGCCCUCUUUUUGGGAAGCUAUUUUUCGCGAUUUGGGUGAUUGUCCAUCUCUACCCCUUCCUCAAAGGUCUUUUGGGCCGACAGAACCGUACCCCGACCAUUGUUAUUGUUUGGUCCAUACUACUAGCGUCCAUCUUCUCAUUGCUUUGGGUGCGUAUCGAUCCUUUCACCUCUCCAUCCCAGAAGGCCGCAACGAUGGGCCAGUGCGGUGUGAAUUGCUGAUUCUUAUUAAGACUUAUUUUCCAAGGAAGGUUUGUUUCUCCAGGCCGUAGUGUAGAUACUGAAGUAUCUUAUUGGAAAAGUGAGAGUUUGGUAUGCAUGCUUGUUUCUCCUUGGUGUUGUUGCCAUCAUAAGUGCAGUAGUGAAGGUGUUACAAAAUGUGGGCGUCCAGAUCUUUAUUUAUUUAUUUUUCUUUAUAGAAAACAUGUAAUGGCGUUUACUUGUCAAGUUUAUGCAUGUUAUUUAUGUAAACUAACGGUAAUAAUUAUAUGUUUAUGUAUGAGACCAUCCAACUUGCUGUAUCUCUCAUUGCCAAUCUGAGAAACUUCAUGUUGGAAGUGGGUAGCUGAGUUUCUUUAUAAACCAAA
This is a messenger RNA of Ananas comosus (pineapple), 3787 nucleotides long. RefSeq names its product probable cellulose synthase A catalytic subunit 1 [UDP-forming]. Gene Ontology annotation, cellular component: plasma membrane; trans-Golgi network. Gene Ontology annotation, molecular function: cellulose synthase (UDP-forming) activity. The record is from RefSeq and is a predicted model, not a curated record. Lineage: Eukaryota; Viridiplantae; Streptophyta; Magnoliopsida; Poales; Bromeliaceae. Gene Ontology annotation, biological process: cellulose biosynthetic process; plant-type primary cell wall biogenesis.